AUUGUAUCGAUUACAACAAAAAGAUUACAUACGCAAAAUGUCGAAAUUAAUUUCUUACGCAGCUAAAAGUCCUUUGCGUAAUAUACGCCUUGGUGCAACUCAAAUAAUCUGUCAGCAUGCAUCCACAGACUGCAUGCACAUGGCUGCGUCGGCAUCGGCGUCUUCGUCGGCACGUAAAACAUAUUCAACACUUGCUGUUGAUCUUACAAAACAACAGAUGCUCCUACGGAAGCCAUUGGAAACAUUGGCACUACAGAUAACGAAGCGCAGCAUGUUCAUUCAGACGCAGGACACACCGAAUCCAGACAGCUUAAAGUUCUUGCCCGGAGUUGAGGUGCUUGGCAAAGGGAAUACUUACGACUUUCCCAGUGCCACAGCGGCGCAUUGCAGUCCGUUGGCUAAAUUAUUGUUUCGCGUGGAAGGCGUACGUGCUGUGUUCUUUGGCUCCGAUUUCAUUACCAUAUCCAAAGAGGAAAAUGGAGAAUGGGGUCUGAUAAAGCCGGAAGUGUUUGCCGUCAUUAUGGAUUUCUUUGCCAGCGGUUUGCCCAUACUACACGAGGCGCGGCCAAAUGCAGAUACAGAAAUUUUGGAGGACGAUGAUGAGACUGUCAUGAUGAUAAAAGAAUUAUUGGAUACACGCAUCCGGCCAACAGUGCAAGAGGAUGGCGGCGAUAUUGUUUUCAUUAGUUACGAGAAAGGCGUCGUUAAGUUGAAGAUGCAGGGCUCUUGCUCAUCGUGCCCCAGUUCUAUUGUCACCCUAAAGAAUGGUGUGCAGAACAUGCUACAAUUCUAUAUACCAGAAGUUGAGUCCGUGGAACAGGUCUUUGAUGAGGUGGACAAAGUGGCAAAUAGUGAAUUUGAGCGUUUCGAAAAAAGCUUAAAGCAAAAAGACUCGGCUAAUCCGCCUGUCAGCAUUGGUGGUACUCAAAAUUAGGCUUGUUAUAACUGUGUUUUUCCGAUUACAUUACGUUACGAAGUUUAGUAAGUUUACAACUAUAUAUGUAUGUAUAUUUGAAUAAUCUACAGCUUUAAAAAUCA
Drosophila grimshawi is the source of this 1038-nucleotide messenger RNA. RefSeq names its product NFU1 iron-sulfur cluster scaffold homolog, mitochondrial. The record is from RefSeq and is a predicted model, not a curated record. NCBI's taxonomy places the organism in Eukaryota, Metazoa, Arthropoda, Insecta, Diptera, Drosophilidae. The coding region runs from base 38 to 934 and encodes 298 amino acids. Gene Ontology annotation, molecular function: iron ion binding; iron-sulfur cluster binding. Gene Ontology annotation, biological process: iron-sulfur cluster assembly. Gene Ontology annotation, cellular component: mitochondrion. The transcript is spliced from 3 exons.